UUUAUAGAUACGUUUGGUUUGGGUUGGAAGAGUAAGGACAAAAUUGCUCUAUUUAGUUAUAAAAAGAAUUACAGGGGAGAAAAUUUUUUACUUUAAUUUUUUUUAAUAAAUGGAGGGAGGAAAGGAAAGAAGGAGAGGGAGAAAAAUAAAAUGAUAUAACAUCGUACUCCCGAUUGAUCAAGGGUAGGAGGUUGUAUCUUCCCAGAUCUAGCCGAAUAAUUCUAGCCCUCUAUUUGAGAACAUCAUUCCAUUUCCCUCCCUUUUGCUUCCCAGAUCUGGAAUAUCAUCACCCGAUUUGUAAGUAAAUUUACAUGGUUUAUUAUUUUAAUCUCUACAAGUGCAUAAACAUUGUUACUUUUGACCAAUUUGGAUGUGAAAUUCCAAGAAAAAAAUUUUAUAGUUUGAACUUUGAAAGCCUGAGUUACAAUUAAUUUUAAGCCACUGGCAAAUGACACAGCAUAACUAAUUUUUAAAAAAUUUAACCAAUGAAGUAUAUAUUUCUUCUAAAAAGUCCUUUCCUCUAAAUAAUUUUUUUUCUUCAAAUGCACUUUAGUACUGACAUGAAUUUUGUGUAUGGUGAAAUAUUCUAUAGGCUAACAUGGCUACUUGUCCAAGCAUGAUUGUACCAGAAGUUCUUAGAAAAGAAAAUUAUGAAAGGUGGAGCAUUUUAAUGCGACAUUAUUUAGUAGCUCAAAAUCUUUGGGACGUUGUUCAAGUAAAUGAGAUUCCUGGCCAGGGAGAGUGGAUUCAAAAGAAUGCUUUAGCUCUGCAUUCAAUUAAGGUUUCAUGCGGAACAGAAAUGUUCAAUCGGAUUAAGGAGAUGGAUUCAGCCAAAGAUGCUUGGGAUGCUUUAGCCGAAAUGCAUAGAACCCCUUUCUAUCACGACAUUGUUGAGCUCCAAGAAGUUUUCUCUCAGGACGUUGACGAUUUGCAAGAAGAAACGCUAGGUUUUAUUACAUUUCCUCUGUUUGAGUUUGCUAUUUCUUCUGCGCAUUUGUUGUUGGAGAUCGAAUCUCUAUUGCCUUACAAGUUACAAACAUGAUUGGCAGGGCAACGCGAAACCUUGCAUAAUUUGAUUGGCGAGGGGAAUAUUGACAAAGUAAAGCAGUUCUUACGCAACAAUCCGAAUUCAAGAUCUGAGAAUAUAUUACACUCUGCUAUCCACGUUGCAAUUACUGCUGGUAAGAAAAACAUUGCACGCUAUCUCUACAAGAAGACUCCGCAAUGUCUACAUGGAGAUCGUGGCUUCCUCCUCCUCCAAGAGUGUAUAAAUAAGAAAAUGUUUGGUAUGAGCUUGAACAAUCUUUUUUCUUUUUGCUGUUAAUGUUUCACUUUUAUCUCACAAACUUUGGUAUCAGAUAUUGCAUUCGAUCUACUCCACCAUGUUCCAGAGCUGGCACUCGGAUGCCCUUCUGGUUGCACUCCACUCGUUUUAAUGCUUGCUCAAUCACCCUCAUUGUUGGACGGAAGACGUUUUGGAUCUUUGUCACUGUGGAUUUAUAAUU
Messenger RNA from Rubroshorea leprosula, 1505 nucleotides. The record is from the annotation of a GenBank genome assembly. NCBI's taxonomy places the organism in Eukaryota, Viridiplantae, Streptophyta, Magnoliopsida, Malvales, Dipterocarpaceae.